UCCCCCCCCCCCCCCCCCCCCAAACGCCGCGGCGCCCAGCUGGGCCUCCCUCCGAGCCCAAACUCCCCUCGCGCGCCGCCGCCUCAUUCGCGGCCGCCGAAUGCCCGCGCCCGGCGCGUCCUGCCCCUGAACCCUCGAGGCGUGCCUAGCCCGCGCCGCGCGGCGUUGUCCAAGACGGCGCCCUGCGGCCUCGGUUGCGGCGGCGGGGGAGCCGGAGGAGGGGCCGGGAGGCUGAGGCGGCUCGUGGGGUCCAUGGCGAUGGCAGGGACGGCGCCGGCGCCGGCGCCCGCGCUGCUCCGGCGGUGCCCGUGCUCGGCGCCUCCGUGGGCGCCCUCGCCCUUCCGCCCCCGCCGCCGCGGACGCUCCACGAUGUCGCCCUUCACCGGCGGCAGAAGGCAGGAGUACUCUCAUAGUUCAGGUGUUGGAAUUCAAGACAACAAACAUCUUAAGUUUGGAGUAUGUGUCAACUUUAACGUGCAAAGUAGUGGGGCGCAAGAAUGGGCUGCUGAGAGCAAGAGGUUAUCUUCCAUCAGAACCAGCAACGGUACCUACAAUGGUUCCAGUCAUCUAGGGCCGGUAAUUCUUCAUCAUGAACACCUAGAAGAUUUCAAGAGCUCCAAACAGUCUUCAGCUCACAGUGUAAGACAAAGAAUGGCGCCGAAUUCACUUGCAAAUAGGCAUGCCAAUAUGGAACCUGCAAAGCAUCACAUGAUUAACCGUGCUGCAGCUGCUGUGUCAGCACUGGCCAGUGUUGUUAAAGAUGACACCAAACCAGUUAACAGGCAUUGUGAAUCCGAAGUGGUGGCUCAGUGGCCAAAUGGUUCCAAGUUUCAUGCUUCUCUUCCGAAAAUUUCUGAAGUUGAAACAAGCUUGCCAUUUGAUGACAAGGCUACAGAAAGCAAUGCUAAAGAUGGAAAUGAAUGCUCACCCAAGGAGACAGUACAACCUUCUCCAGCUAGAGCACCCUUGUCCAAGGAGUCUAAAGACGCACGGAAGGCACUGGCUACCAUCUAUGAAAAAGUUCUGGUGGUUGAUGAUGUCAAGUCAGCUAGGAGAGUUGUUCAGUUGCUUACUACAAAGUACAGAAAUUUUAUUCAUGCAUGUGAUACAGAGGUAGCUAAUAUUGAUGUUAAACAAGAGACACCAGUUGGCCAUGGAAAGGUCACAUGCUUUAGCAUCUACUCUGGCACUUCUGGUGCUGAAGCUGAUUUUGGAAAUGGCAAGACAUGCAUUUGGGUGGAUGUGCUGGAUGGUGGACGGGAUGUCCUCAUGGAGUUUGCCCCAUUUUUUGAAGAUCCAUCAGUUAGGAAGGUUUGGCACAAUUAUAGUUUCGAUAGUCAUGUCAUAGAGAACUAUGGAAUUAAAGUUUCUGGAUUUCAUGCUGAUACAAUGCAUCUUGCACGACUUUGGGACUCAUCAAGAAGAACGGAUGGAGGAUAUUCUCUUGAGGGACUUACAAAUGAUCACAGGGUCAUGGGUGUUGUCCCAAAGGAAUUGCAAAAGAUCGGGAAGCGGUCAAUGAAAACCAUCUUUGGUAGGAAAAAGAUAAAAAAAGAUGGAUCAGAAGGUAAAAUUACUGCAAUUGAGCCUGUUGAAAUUUUACAAAGAGAAGACAGAGAACUGUGGAUCUGUUAUUCUUCACUAGAUUCCAUGAGUACAUUGAGGCUUUAUGAAAGCUUGAAAAGCAAGCUUGAAAGAAAGCCCUGGACUUUUGAUGGUGUCCCCAGAGGUUCAAUGUAUGAUUUCUAUGAGGAGUAUUGGCGUCCUUUUGGUGCUAUUCUUGUCAAAAUGGAAACAGCUGGAAUGCUUGUUGACCGUGCUUACCUUUCACAGAUUGAAAAAGUUGCUGUUGCACAGCGCAAAUUAGCUGCUGAUAAAUUUCGGAAGUGGGCAUCUAAGUAUUGCCCUGAUGCAAAAUACAUGAAUGUUAAUAGUGAUACUCAGAUUCGACAACUCUUCUUUGGUGGUAUAGAGAACAGAUGCAAACCUGGUGAAUUUUUGCCGAAGAGUAAAGCUAUUAAAGUGCCUAAUGAUGAAACUGCAGUUGCAGAAGGCAAGAAGAUUCCAAAGUAUCGCACAAUUGAACUUUUCAGUAUUGUGGAAGACCUCCAAACUGAAAUAUUGACUGCAAGUGGCUGGCCUUCAGUUAGUGGGGAUGCAUUGAGAAAUUUGGCUGGGAAAGUUCCAUCGGAUCUUGUUUACACAACAGAUGAUGUAAAUGAUGAUGAAUGUGGUAGUGAUUCUGAAAUUUCUGAUCGUGACCUAGAAGACACCUCCUCUUAUGGAACUGCAUAUGAAGCAUUUGGAGGAGGCAAGAAAGGAAAAGAAGCAUGCCAUGCCAUUGCAGCUCUAUGUGAGAUCUGUUCUAUUGACUCGUUGAUAUCCAACUUCAUUCUUCCUUUACAGGGAAAUCAUAUAUCAUGUAAGGAGGGGCGGAUCCACUGUUCUUUAAAUAUCAACACAGAAACAGGGCGUUUAUCGGCGAGGACACCAAAUUUACAGAACCAACCUGCACUUGAAAAGGAUCGGUAUAAAAUCCGCCAAGCUUUUGUUGCAGCUCCAGGGAACACUCUUAUUGUUGCUGAUUAUGGUCAGCUGGAGCUCAGGAUAUUGGCACAUCUUGCCAAUUGUAAAAGCAUGUUAGAUGCUUUCAAAGCUGGUGGUGACUUCCAUUCCAGGACUGCCAUGAACAUGUACCAGCAUAUUCGUGAGGCUGUUGAAGAAGAGAAAGUAAUUCUUGAAUGGCAUCCUCAACCUGGUCAAGAGAAACCUCCUGUGCCGCUGUUGAAGGAUGCUUUUGGUGCUGAGAGGAGGAAAGCUAAAAUGCUAAAUUUUUCCAUUGCAUAUGGAAAAACAGCCCAUGGGCUUGCUCGCGAUUGGAAGGUUUCUGUUAAGGAAGCAAAGGACACACUGAAACUCUGGUAUAGUGACCGAAAGGAGGUUCUGGCUUGGCAAAUGAAGCAGAAAGAACUAGCACAGGAGAAGUGUGAAGUUUAUACUUUGCUUGGGCGAUCACGCCGUUUUCCAAACAUGGCUUAUGCAACUUCUGGCCAAAGGGGUCACAUUGAGCGUGCUGCUAUCAAUGCUCCUGUACAGGGCAGUGCAGCAGAUGUUGCUAUGUGUGCAAUGCUUGAGAUAGACAGGAAUACUCGUCUUAAGGAACUUGGUUGGACGCUACUCUUGCAGGUGCAUGAUGAAGUGAUACUGGAAGGGCCUGAAGAGUCUGCUGAACUGGCCAAGUCCAUAGUGGUCGAGUGCAUGUCUAAGCCCUUCUAUGGCACCAACAUCCUGAAUGUCGACCUCGCUGUUGAUGCCAAAUGUGCGCAGAAUUGGUAUGCAGCCAAGUAGACCUUGCUGUUUGUCCUCCUCUAGUGUUGAGCAAACACGGUAAGGUUGUGCCUCGUCAAUUCCUGUGGUGAAAUUUAGUGCUUUUUUGAACUGGUAUCAACUGGUAGGCUAGUGCGCCCCCCAGGUUGGAUGCCAUGCACUAUUUAUUUCGCCAUGGGCAGUGGGCGGUCGGCACUCAGUUGGGAAGGCAUCGUGCACUACCAUAAAGAUCGGAUGAGCUUGACUCCCACUCUCCCAAUUAGGAUCUGUGUCGAUCUGUCAUUUGCGUGAUGUAGUUGACUGUCCCGAAGAGAAGUAGCAAAAACUAGGCAUGCGAUGUUCAUAAGAUUUGUCUAGCAUGCUGACGUAUUAGGUUAGCUGACCUAUUCUGCUGAUGUUUAACACUUCGCUACGUACUGCAACUGAAACUAUGUUUUGGUAGAGACUCAAGAGAAUGUAAUUUAGCGUGGUUCUGUUCUUAA
This is a messenger RNA of Panicum hallii, 3809 nucleotides long. RefSeq names its product DNA polymerase I A, chloroplastic-like. Gene Ontology annotation, molecular function: 3'-5' exonuclease activity; DNA binding; DNA-directed DNA polymerase activity. The transcript is spliced from 12 exons. Bases 253 to 3348 code for a protein of 1031 amino acids. Lineage: Eukaryota; Viridiplantae; Streptophyta; Magnoliopsida; Poales; Poaceae. The record is from RefSeq and is a predicted model, not a curated record. Gene Ontology annotation, biological process: DNA-templated DNA replication; double-strand break repair.